Messenger RNA from Teleopsis dalmanni, 3223 nucleotides. RefSeq names its product agrin. The transcript has 6 exons. Bases 1189 to 3030 code for a protein of 613 amino acids. Lineage: Eukaryota; Metazoa; Arthropoda; Insecta; Diptera; Diopsidae. The record is from RefSeq and is a predicted model, not a curated record. Gene Ontology annotation, molecular function: protein binding. Gene Ontology annotation, biological process: cell differentiation; multicellular organism development.
UCAGACCGACCGACAGUAAGAACAGCAGCAACGGCUUCUCAUUGUUGCUUGGAGCGAUUGUGGCAUAUGCACGCGCAGCGCAUAUUAAGAUUGAACGCAUCCAACAGACGUUAGUUAGUGAGAUCGACCGAUCACACAUUUCAUCAUAUAUCAACUUCCCAUCUUUCAUCGUUUUCAGCUUCAGCUUCAGCUUUAAGUAUAAUUGAGUGCGCAGAUAGAACUGAAGUGUGGCCCGUUGUGUUACUCGUGAACUUUAAUAAAGUAGUGCACAAAAUUCAUAAAAAAAAAAUAACAACAAAACAUUGCUUUUUAUUCUUAUUCAAUAAACAACCAAUAAUGAACUAAAUUAAAAUGAAAUUUAAAAACUUACAUUAAUAAUCGUUCAAUCGCUUUUCGUAUUUUCGUCGCUGUUAAAUAAAAUAAAUGAAAAAUUGGUGCAAAAAUCAAAUUCGAAUUCAAAUUCAAAUUAAAUUCAGAUUUAAUUGUGAGGUCAACUGAGAGUUAAAUUCCAUAAGUGAAUGAACAUACUCGACGCAUAUAACACAAAACACAAUUCAAGCACACACGGAACACACACAACAAAAUCAUUCUGACAGUCGCAUAACACCACAGUAACAACAACAACAGUGCCUAACAUAAGCUCACAGCAUCGUCGUUUCCAGCUUCAAUUGCUGUUACUGCACAACGGUUUUGUAGGGCCGUUAAAUUCAAGUGUUUUCAAGAAAACGUAAAAAAGAAAAUAAUUAUAAUAAAAAUAAAAAUAAUAAUAAUAAAUAGUAAUAACAGAAAUAAAAAUAUAAGAAAAAAAUUAAUCUUUCUAAUAAAAAAAUUUUCUUUACACUUUUUAUUGUGUUGCGCGCUAGCCACAAAACCGAAAAUUAAGUAAAAAUACAAUUAAACAUAAGUACAAGCAGAGGCAGAGCUGGAGGCAGAGAGGUAGAAGCAGAAGCACAGGAACGUAGCAACAUAUCUGAACAUAUCUCCAACAUAUAUCAGCACUACAGCAUACAAGCAUAUAAGCGAACGGGCAAACGGACAAACGGACAAACGUAAAAUUGUACAAAUUUACAAAUUUACUUACAUAUAUGUAACUACCUAUGCGACGGCAAAAACUUUCUUCGUGACUCUGUGCGCCACAAUAUCUUCAAUUGUUAACGAGCGAAAGCGUACACGGAAAGUGCAGUGAAAAUGUUCCAAGCAAUUAAAUGCUUCAUUUUACAAACGUUUUACGUGAAGCAGUUGUUCUUCAGCUCGGUCUGUCUAGUGGCAUUUUUGCAGCUGGCUUCAAAUCAAAUCGCAUGUACUCAAGGUGCCGUAACUGAUUCACCCAUAAAAAUAAUAAAAUUGCCUGUACAGCCAGCAGUGAUACGCUACAGUCGAACGGAUCCACAGAUCAAGACGUUUCAGCAAAGCGAUUAUACACAACCAUCAGCUGCUUCACUCCAAGCUAAAAAUUUAGCUGCUCUACUUUACAAUGAUAAUUUAAACUCCGCUCACGAUGAAGAUCCCAGACAACAACGUGCCAUUUCUAACACUUGUCCGCGUUCCUGUCCACCAAGCGUUACCGUGGGUGCUGAACCAGUUUGCGGGUCAGAUGGUUUAAUUUAUGCGAAUCUUUGCGAAAUGAGAAAGAAAACUUGUUCUAGAAAUGGUGCGAGUCCUAUAAAGCCCAUUACUGAUGGUUGUGAACGUGCUAAAGGUUCCGAUUGUAAACAUCGUUGUCUCUCAGAAAAGGAUCCAGUUUGUGGUACCGAUGGCAGAACUUAUUUAAAUAGAUGUAUGUUAAGAGUUCAAUCUUGUCGAGUGGGCAUAGCUGCAGUAACAAUCUCACACGUUGGUCCUUGUAGCAAUACAAGCGCUAUACGUGAGUCUUGCCCCGUUGAUUGCAACAGCGCACCAAAAGAUGGACCUAUAUGUGCCUCAGAUGGAAAUGUAUACAACUCUACAUGCGAAAUGAAGCUACUGACAUGUGGACAGGGUGUAGUGAAGACAAGUCGCAAACAUUGUCAAUCAACUAGAAUGUGCAGAGAAUCUUGUUGGCGUGUGGCUAGACCAACGUGUGGUUCAGACGGACGCUUGUAUGCCAGCCCAUGUAAAAUGCGCUCUUCCAAUUGUGGUAAACAUGUAUUCGAAGUACCACUUUCAUUUUGUAUGCCCCAAGAACGUAACGGGAAUCAAAUUGAAAAUUGUCCAACAGAAUGUCCGAAAUCUGGCGACUCAGCAUCUCAAUAUGUUUGUGGUAACGAUGGUAAUAUAUAUUCAUCUUUAUGCGAGUUGAAGAUGCUGAAUUGUGGACCUCAACGCAAGUCAAUACAGAAGACAAGUAUGGAUAAAUGCAAAACCAAGUUGAGCCGCUGCAAACAACUGCCACCUUGCAAAGAUUUCAAUAACAUGUUUGGUUCUAUAUUUUCAUCGAAUCGUGAAGACAAAUUAUGUGGCACAGAUGCGAAAACCUAUAACAAUGAAUGCGAACUUGCUCAUGCUACAUGCCUACGAGGUGUCAACUUAGCGCAUAUUGGACCAUGCACAGAUCUUAAAACCCCAACGAAAAACUGCAGUUGCACGAAGGACGACUUUAAAAGUGGACCCGUUUGCGGUUCAGAUGGAAACACGUUCCCAUCAAUGUGCGAAUUUAAACGUCGCAGUUGCCGUUCACGCGUUGUUCCAGUCUCUCUGAAAAAUUGUCCUUUAACAGCAGAAUGUGAGUCAAAUUGUGAUGCUCAGCCACCGAACUUUGUUUGUGGUUCAGAUAAUAAAUUCUAUAAAUCUGAAUGCCAUAUGCGGAAGGAAAAUUGCGGAAAACAUAUUUUCGUAGUGCCACUACAGCGCUGCACUAGCGCUUUACAAUUUAAGGGCUGUGCUAGAAUAUGUCCACGAGAAUUUGAGCCAGUCUGUGGCACGGACAGUAUGACAUAUCUAAAUGAAUGCUUCCUCGACAUUGAAAAUUGUCGAACUAACAGCACAGUGCAGAUAGAAUAUUACGGCGCUUGUGGACGACCGGAACCACCAUCAACGAACUACUUAUACUAAAAAUAUUUUAGCGAUACAUCAAUUAUUACGAAUUACAAAUAUGAUUGCAUUUAUACGAAUGAUUCUUUUAGAUUUAAGUGGAACAUAUUUAUACACACAUAACUUUAGUUAUUAUUGAUUUAUAGUUGUUACAAACUAUUUUUUAUACUUUCUUUUUAUUGAUAUUUAAUAAAAUUAUUUAUUCGUGCUUUUU